Apis dorsata (giant honeybee) is the source of this 943-nucleotide messenger RNA. Its product is annotated as tctex1 domain-containing protein 2-like. The record is from RefSeq and is a predicted model, not a curated record. The transcript is spliced from 4 exons. Gene Ontology annotation, molecular function: dynein intermediate chain binding. NCBI's taxonomy places the organism in Eukaryota, Metazoa, Arthropoda, Insecta, Hymenoptera, Apidae. Gene Ontology annotation, biological process: microtubule-based movement. Bases 257 to 820 code for a protein of 187 amino acids. Gene Ontology annotation, cellular component: cytoplasm; cytoplasmic dynein complex.
UAUAUAUCCGUGAUACGACGGAUCAACGAAUCGAAUCGGAAAAAGCAAACGAAUAGCGAAGCGCCAAAAGUGGCGCGUGGCGAACGUGACAAUCUCCGAAACAAAUGGUCGAAUAUCGUUUCUCUCUAGUUUCGUUCACGACGAUACAACUACUAAGGUAUCUAACCUUAUCUUAUAUAAUAUAUACAUAUAAUUUCUUUUGAGAUCAAUUUUUUGUAAUCUCGAAUCUCGCGUUUUUAAAUCAUAUUUUUCAACGAUGAGUCAACAACAAGGGAAGCAAACCAAUACGGAAAUUCGCUCCGCGAAAAGUUUAAAAGUUUCAAAUCCUAAUUUGCAAAAACCUGUUAGUUUAAGAGGUGUGCAAUUUAACGAGGGUAAAAAGAGGUUAGGUUCGAAGAAUUCUGGUACGAAUUCGGUGAGUCGAGUGUUUUUCCAUAAACGUGCAGAUCGGAUGAAGAUUCCCAAGUAUCAGAAUACCUAUCGACUCGAAUCGUUUAAUCCCUUCAACAUAGAGGUGGUCGAUAACAUGGUGAGGGAUACGAUGGAGAGUAAAUUGUCGACGGUGACGUCCUAUCAUCCAAACAUGAUGGCCAAAUUGUGCUGCGAGAUCGACAACGAGUUGCAAAACGCGCUCCUCAAAAAGAAUUACGAUAGGUACAAGCUAGUGGUGCAGGCGACGAUAGUUCAACGUUUCGAUCAAAGUUUACACGCGGGUUUUCAAUGCCUUUGGGACGUGGAACGAGACAAUUAUUCGUACUACGUUUUUCAAAAUAACCAUAUUUACGCUUGGUGUUGUGUAUUCGCCAUAUAUUACGAGUAAAAAUUCAUCGUUCUCCGGUUAAAUCGCACGGACGCAAUAUGCGGACGAUAUACGUUACAAUUUCAAGCUAAUUCCUUUUUUUUUAUCUUUCUCUUUUUUUUGUAACCCCUGUUCGUGAUAUCA